GUGUUCCUUGAAAAGCGAAGGAAAUCACGCGGAAAUUUUCACUCGUCCACAGAACCUGCCUGGCGACAGACACGCACCAGGCACACAGGGCACCGGGCUACUGACGGAACGCAAGCACUGCCAUGGCGGACCAGCCCUCGAGUGGCCGAAAGCCCAGCGCAUCCCACUCCUCCAUAGUGAAGUUCCGCAGUUCCCGGGGCUCGAGUGCUGAGUCCUCCGAGCAUUCGCGGCACGUGUCUCGCACUGGUACCGAGGAAGGGGAGGAUGAAGUGGUUUUGUUCGACGCCCAGGGAGCCGUGCAACGCGAGCCUGGCGCUAAAGGCCUCACUCGCUCUCAGUAUGAGGCGAUCACCGUUGAGGGUGCCGCCGGCUCUACGACGGUUGAACAACCCCAACGAGGUGGCCUGCCUCCCGAUCGUCCUCAUCACUCGUCUGGCGGUAGCCCGCGCAAAGUGGUUGACGCGGCGGUUCCGUACCACUUGCGCCAGACGGUUCACAGUGGUCCCGAAAUCCAAGGGGCCGGGCAUGGCGAGUACGAGCCCAUCGAUUCCACAGAGCUGGGACCCGGAACUGGCGUAACGCCAGAGGACCAGCCUCUUCAAGAGCGCGCUGCCUCCGAGUUAUCCGAUAGCUCCGACGAGUUCCAUACUUACGGUUCAUUGCCUCGCACGUGGUUCGAAAGACGCAAAAGUCGCUUUUGCUUGCUCGCGAUCAUAUGCCUUAUCGUCGUGGCCGCCAUUGUUGCCACUGUUAUCACUAUCAUCGAGAGCCUGAAGCCGACGCCGGCCACUCCAAUACCGCAGCCGCCGUGGCUUCCGUGGCGCAAUCGCACGGACGACAACGGGCUUCCCCGCCUACUGCUGUGGAACCCACGCGUGCGGCGAGAGCAUCCACUAUCGAAGCGCGUCGGUGGCGACGCUGCAACCUGGAACGCCACUAUCCAGUGCAAGGCCGACGGACGCGAUGCAGAAGUAUGCGAGAUCACGAACAAGCGGCGCCGCCUGGAGAGGAGUGAUGCCGUCGUCUUUUAUGCUGAGCUCUUCGACCAGUACGACUUGCCUGGUACGCGUGCGGCUCCCCAGAUGUGGGUCUUCUGGGCCCGGGCCCAUCUGCCGCCCAUGGGAAAGGGAGGAAGGUUCACAAAUUCAUCGCUGUCUCUUCCACUGGUAACGCACUUGUUCAACUGGACUAUGGGCCGCCGUGAAGACGCUGACGUUGUGGUCCCGUACGAGAAGUGGCGUUGCGACGCCUCCGCCGAAGAGCACGAGCAGUCUCGCCUUACCGAGCAGCCGCGAAGAGACGCUGCAUGGUUAGUGGAUGACUGCGAGGAGAACCGGUUCGAAAGCGAAGUGCUUCACCGCACCGUCGACGGUGAGGGCACCGUCCGCAUCCGCCUCUUCCCAGCUUGCGGAGCUUCCGAGUGCGGCUCUCCGUCCGAGUGCAUCGGCUACAUUGCCCAGCAGUAUCACUUCCUAGUGGUCUCCCUGGAGCCCGUGUGCUUCCAGAGCGCAUACGAGCUCAUCUAUGACGCGUUCGAGUACGACGUCGUUCCCGUCGUCCUGACGCCGCCCGGUGCAACGCUGGACUUGCCCGAGCAUUCGGUGGUGAGCUCCGCAGAGCUACAUGGUAAGGGAGAACUGGCGAAUUACUUGCGAAGUUUGCUUGACGACCCUGCAAAAUACAACAGCUACUUCGCAUGGAAGCGGAACUGCUCUGUUGUACCUGCAGGCGACUUGCUUUGUCCCCUGUGCCACGCACUUUGGGAGACGCCGGUGCGACGGCGGCCGCAUCCGAACGUACUGGAGUGGUGGACCCGCCGCACCAAUUGCCGGGACGAACCGUUAUUCGGCCUGGACUCUGAGUUCAUUCAGGAGCUCUGAUAUCGGGAAGUCUUAUUGUGCUCGAGACUAACCUGUGCGACUUCUGGCCCUUGAGUUUGUUCUCCUGGACACUUUUUAUUAUACCCCUGUAAUUUAUAUGCGCUAGCCGUUGCACUUUUCUUGCAAUUGGUGCUAUUUAUGGCUCUUCUGUCAGAGUAUAUUUGUACACAUACUUCUACGCAGAAUAAAAUUUUAA
Messenger RNA from Dermacentor silvarum, 2076 nucleotides. RefSeq names its product 4-galactosyl-N-acetylglucosaminide 3-alpha-L-fucosyltransferase FUT6. Bases 123 to 1880 code for a protein of 585 amino acids. Gene Ontology annotation, molecular function: alpha-(1->3)-fucosyltransferase activity. The record is from RefSeq and is a predicted model, not a curated record. The transcript is spliced from 2 exons. Lineage: Eukaryota; Metazoa; Arthropoda; Arachnida; Ixodida; Ixodidae. Gene Ontology annotation, cellular component: membrane.